Molecule: messenger RNA, 468 nt
Organism: Cheilinus undulatus (humphead wrasse)
Lineage: Eukaryota; Metazoa; Chordata; Actinopteri; Labriformes; Labridae
Product: phosphoinositide-interacting protein-like
Exons: 1
Coding region: 1-468 (155 amino acids)
Biological process (GO): positive regulation of cation channel activity; phosphatidylinositol-mediated signaling
Molecular function (GO): transmembrane transporter binding; phosphatidylinositol bisphosphate binding
Source: RefSeq, a predicted model, not a curated record
AUGACUUCUUCCUCUUCUUCCUCCUCUUCCUCCCUCAGAGCCAUCGAGGCGGCGAUGCGAGGCAGCCCGGAGAACAUCCCCCUGGGAGAGUGCACCCUCUCCGAGUCCAGGGACCAGCUGACGCCCCCCAGUCGCACCGAGUCCACCGUGUUCAGCCUGUCCCGUAACGAGUCCCUCCUGACGGCCGACACACCCCCCGGCGAGGACAAAUGCGAGGUCUUCUGGUUCCCCAUCCACCUCAUGACCACUGGGGGCAGCUUCCUGGCGUGCGGCAUCAUCAUCAGCGGCGUGUACUUUGCCGGCCACUGCAGGAAGGUGACCAACAUCCUGGGCCCGGCGCUGCUGUCCAUCGGGCUGAUGGUGUUCGUGGUGGGCGUGGUCCUCAUCCCCAUCACCAAGGAGAACAGGAAGCGGUCCAACAUGAAGAAGCCACUGAGCUACUAUAGGCCGCCCAUGUUUAACCUCUGA